Molecule: messenger RNA, 4644 nt
Organism: Drosophila albomicans
Lineage: Eukaryota; Metazoa; Arthropoda; Insecta; Diptera; Drosophilidae
Gene: gw
Product: protein Gawky
Exons: 10
Coding region: 375-4544 (1389 amino acids)
Biological process (GO): positive regulation of nuclear-transcribed mRNA poly(A) tail shortening; miRNA-mediated gene silencing by inhibition of translation
Cellular component (GO): P-body; nucleoplasm
Molecular function (GO): RNA binding; protein binding
Source: RefSeq, a predicted model, not a curated record
AAGAAUUUAUAACCUUCAAUGGUUUUAGUAUUUUUCAAUAUUAAUAAUGUGGUCACACAAUCAUUAUAAAAGAGAGUGAGCGAGAGUUCAAGUGUGUCUUUAAGCUUCAAUACACUGAGCAACGAAUCGUAUUUUGGAACUAACCGAAAUAUCAACCAUAAAUUUUAAACGAUCAGGAAAACGAAGAUUUAACCAUUGAAAACAAAAUUUCUACCAAAGGCCGUGUGAGUUCUUUUUAUGACAACGAUGAUAGCGGUCGCCAAGUCGAUUCUGGAAUAGUCGCGAUUGCAUUCGGUAAUGGGAAUGGUACAUCAUUACCACCCACUAUUACUACUACAAUUACUGCGAAACAUCAAUUGGUCAAAUUGAACAUAAUGCGCGAAGCGCUUUUUUCUCAGGACGGUUGGGGAUGCCAACAUGUUAAUCAAGACACUAACUGGGAGGUGCCUAGCUCACCCGAACCGACCAAUAAGGAUCAAUCAGGGGGACCUCCAAUCUGGAAACCCAACAUCAAUAAUGGCACUGACUUAUGGGAAUCGAAUUUACGAAACGGAGGCCAACCGCCCGCACAACAAGUACCAAAGCCGUCGUGGGGUCACACUCCAUCAUCAAAUUUGGGUGGGACUUGGGGUGAGGACGAUGAUGGUGCGGAUACAUCAAGCGUGUGGACGGGUCAAUCGACAGGUAACACAUCAGCAUCAGCUGGAACAACUGUGGUUGGAGUAAAUGCCGCAAGCGUUGGACCAUCAGCUUCUGGCCCGCAAUGGGGACAGAACGUUGUCGGGGUUGGCGUCAAUGUCGGAUUGGGAUCAUCUGGUAAUAACAGUAGCGCCACAUCUGGAACAUUGCCUGCAGUGAGUGCAGGAUGUGGAAGUGGCGGAAACAAUAUUACGGCACCGGGAACAGUUGGAGGCAAUGUUGGUAAUGGUGGUAAUGGAUGGGGAGAUCCCCGUGAAAUUCGUCCACUGGGUGGAGGAGGUGGUCCCAUGGAUAUACGAAAUGUGGAUCCGCGUGCGGAUACAAUCGCAAUGCGGGGUGUUGGCGCCGGUCCAUCUGGGGGUGAUCCACGAGACUUACGCAUGAUUGAUCCACGUGAUCCUAUUCGAGGUGAUCCACGCGGCAUAUCAGGACGUCUUAAUGGUACGUCCGAAAUGUGGGGACACCAUCAACCAAUGGCUCACAAUCAGCAACUGCAGUCGCAGAUUAACAAAAUGGUGGGAUCAGGUGUUGGAGCGGCUGGUGGUAAUGUGACAAGCUCAAAUCUUGUAGCUGGCGCGGUAUCUAGUAAUCUUGGCGGUCAGUGGGGAUCAGCUCAAGCUGUAGUUGGUGGUCCCAAAGAUAUGACGAAACAGAUAUCUGGUUGGGAAGAGCCAUCACCACCACCACAGCGACGAAAUCUACCCAAUUAUGAUGACGGCACAUCUCUAUGGGGACAACAACAAGCUCGCGUACCUGGAGGAGGUGGCAGCAGUGCACACUGGAAAGAUAUGAACGAAACCAUGGGACGGUCACAUUUAAUGCGAACGCAAAGUUCCAGUGGCACUGUUAAUGCUAACAAUGUCCCGGUAGGUGGCAAUCCUAAUAAUCCGAUGACAAGCGUGGUAGGCCCGCAAACGCGUCUAGCUAGCGCAAUCGGUGGACCAAGUGGACAGCAUGGUAAGCCUGACGCGACUGCCAUGUGGGUGCAUCCAAGUGGUAAUGUUGCAAAUAGAAAUAGUUCUGCCGCGAACUCGUGGGGUGAAGAUGGACACGUUGGUAAUUCCGGUAAUAAUUGGAUCGAUGAUAAAUCAAGUACAGCUAUUUCACAAAUUGCUGCAAACUCGUCAAGCUCGUGGAAUGAUUCACCUGGUGGUUGGGGUAAACAACAAACGAAAUUGUCAACAAAUGCAACUACUGGAUGGAACAAUGCAAAUGCAACUGCUGGGAAUGUUGAUGGUGCUGAUCUAACAUCCGAUUGGCCUCAUGGCACUGGUCUUGUUAAUAAAACACAGCAACAGCAGCAGCAACAAAAACAACUUGGAGGUAUUAAUGUCAACGUGCUUAGUACGGAAAUGGUUAAGCAAAGCAAGCAAUUUCGCAUUUUGGUGGAAAACGGGUUUAAAAAAGAUGACGUAGAACGGGCCUUACUGAGUGCCAACAUGAACAUUGAGGAAGCAGCGGAAAUGCUGCGUGCCAAUGCGAAUUCAUCAUCCUUAGCUAUGGAGACGGGUUGGCGUCGUCACGAUGAAACGCUUGCUUCGUAUGCUGACCACUCGAAUGCAACAAGCAGUGGAGGAUUUCCACCACAACGCUAUCCUGUUGGUGGCGGAGCUCAACCUUCGAUGUCAUUUCCUCCGAAUAACUUAUUGGCUAAUAUGAGCGGCACUGGCGUUGCAGGAACCAAUAAUCCGAAUAUGGCUGCCUUACAAGUGCAAAAAUAUUUGAAUCAAGGUGUUGGGCCACAUAAUGUCUCCGUCGGUGGAGGACCUCAGUCAGUUAAUGUGAAUGCAGCAAAUGCAUCAGUCGCAUUUUGCCAACAAAACGCAUCAAAUGCGAUGUCAGCACCAGCAACAGUAAAUAUCACUUCGAAUGCGAACAAUCAACCAUCCGGUCAGCAUAUUCGUAUGUUGGGACAGCAAAUACAAUUGGCAAUACAUAGCGGAUUUAUAUCGAGUCAAAUAUUAACACAGCCUUUAACGCAAACAACUUUAAAUCUAUUAAAUCAGUUACUUAGUAAUAUAAAGCAUCUUCAAGCAGCGCAGCAAUCUCUUUCUCGUGGAAGCAAUGCUAAUCCAAUGGCUGUUAAUGUGGCCAUAGCUAAAUAUAAACAACAAAUUCAAACAUUACAAAACCAAAUCAACGCACAACAGGCUGUCUACUUAAAGCAACAAAAUUCACAACAACAACAGUCACAGCACUCAUCUGGACAUUUAAAUAACGUGUCAAAUGAUUAUUUAAGAAAUCACGAUGCAAUCGCAACUCUUCAGGGCAAUUUUUCUGAGCUGAAUCUUAACAAGCAAAGUGGAUAUCAAGGUGCACCCAAUCAGCAAUCUCGAUUAAACCAAUGGAAGCUUCCAGUACUAGAAAAGGAUAGCAUUGCUCCAGAUAACACCGAUUUCUCAAGAGCUCCCGGUACAACAAAGCAAACUCUUUCAAGCAAUUCCAACAACAUGGGAACGUUGGGCUUACAAAAUGAUGGCACUUGGUCAACUGGACGUUGCAUUGGUGAUGGUUGGCCAGAUACAUCAAAUGAUAAUGAGAACAAAGACUGGACAGUCGCUUCAACAGCGGCAGCUGCUUAUACCGAUCUAGUGCAGGAGUUUGAACCAGGAAAGCCAUGGAAGGGUUCUCAGAUCAAAAGUAUUGAAGAUGAUCCCAGCAUAACUCCUGGCAGCGUAGCUCGAUCUCCAUUGUCUAUUAAUCCGACGCCAAAAGAUGCUGAUAUUUUUGCCAACACUGCUGGCAAAAGCUCACCGACUGAACUUCCACCUCUUAGCUUGUCGUCGUCGACUUGGAGUUUUAAUCCAAACCAAAAUUUUCCUAGUUGGUCGGACAACGCUCAACAGUGUGCCACCUCAGAGCUCUGGACUAGUUCUCUAAACAAAAGCGCGUCUCGAGGACCUCCGCCUGGGUUGAGCACAAAUAAAUCUGGUGGGGUCGGUGUCACUACAGCAACUACAGUUUCAUCAUCCGCAAUUGCUGGCAGCUCCAAUGGCUGGCUACCUAAUCGUGGUAUUCCCAACACUAACACAACUUGGACUGCAGCCAAUACUUCUUGGAAUUCCAGCUGGCUACUUUUAAAAAAUCUUAAUGCGCAGAUUGAUGGCUCUACCCUACGUACCUUGUGCAUGCAACAUGGCCCUCUUAUCAGUUUUCAUCAAUAUUUGAACCAAGGAGUUGCCUUAUGUAAAUAUACAACACGGGAAGAGGCCAAUAAAGCGCAAAUGGCAUUGAAUAACUGUGUGCUCGGCAACACAACAAUAUAUGCGGAGUCACCAGGCGAUAAUGAAGUUCAGAAUAUAUUACAGCAUUUGCCGCCACAGGCUCCGUCCUCGACAAAUUCGACAAUUACAUCAAACGGUAGCGGAAUUUCUGCCAGUAACAGCAGCGUUGGCUCUGGUACAAACUCAAACUCCGCCACAAGUAGUACCAGCAGCAGCAGCAAUGCAUCCAACACUGCAAGCAAUUCCAAUUCUGCUAACGGCACUGUGGUUUCUAUUGCAAGUCCACCUGCAGUCGUCGGAGCGGUUGCAUCGUCAGCAGCAUCUAUUAGCAACAGUAACAGCAGUAACAUUAAUAAUGUAAAUUCUACUUCUGUUAAUGGGACGGUUAACAACGGCAACAAUUCUGCGACCAAAAAUUCUUCUAGUGGAGGCAACAAUCCAACAAUGGCAUCAGGACACGCAAAUGUUUCUACUGUCUCUGCAGCUGGCAACAAUUCAACUUGGCGACAGGCACCUCCGACUCAAAAUCAAGCUCUACAACAGGGUGUAAAUAGACCCCCCGGUAGGGAAGCUGACUACGAUUAUAUAUCUCAAUUUGUUUGUUCCAUUGUUGAUGAUUAAUUAUGUGCAGAAAAUCGAGACUCAAAAACCAUAGAUUUUAACGAAAAAAAAAAAAGAAAAAUCACACACACUCACCUAACAAAUCUUGAUUUAAAAAAGA